Molecule: messenger RNA, 1063 nt
Organism: Thecamonas trahens ATCC 50062
Lineage: Eukaryota; Apusomonadida; Apusomonadidae
Exons: 1
Coding region: 246-1037 (263 amino acids)
Biological process (GO): protein import into nucleus
Cellular component (GO): nucleus
Source: RefSeq, a predicted model, not a curated record
CAAAGGCCUCACGAAGGAGGAAAGCAAGCCCUGCUGCGUCCGCACCUUCUCGUGCAAUAGCUUCUGCGAAGUUGAGCUCGCUCGCAGCAUCGUCCUCGGCUCCGGCGUCGGCGUCUGCCACGGAGCCGGCCGCGGGCGUGGCGUCUGCGGCAGCUCGCGCAGCUGAGCUCUCAGCAGCCGGAGUUGACGUCGCGUCGCACCUCUUCUCGCCAACUUUUUGCUCAACAAAGCAGGAUGACGGCGGGAUGGUGGUGACGUGGUCGGACGACGACGACGAGUUUGACAACUACCACCCCACGGGUGGCUUGCAUGCGAGCUCGCACGGCUCAACGCGGGCUUUGUCCGGCUUGCCCUCGCCUGCUACCGUUCUCCGUGCCCAGUGGGCUGCGGCGUUGGGAGGCAAACAAUCCCACCUUAAUCCGCCGUCUUUUGCAGCCGCUGCUGCGCCCGGCGAUGCCCUCGGCCUCGGCAUGGACACCGGCAUGGGCAUGAGCAUAGGCAUGGGAAUGGGCAUGCGGGGAUACUCGUCCGAUGACGACGAGUUUCUCGAGGCGCUUGAGGCGCUUGACCCGACGGUGCCGCCGCCGGGCGUGCCCGACGAAGAGUUUGACGACGUCCUCGCCCUCCUCUACUCGGAGCUCGAGGCCGAGCUCGGCCACCCAGUUGCCGGCGCGGUGUCAGGCGACACCGGUGAGGUCUUCGACCUGCUCGACGAAGUCGAACACGUCGAGCGCGAGGCCGCGCUGGCCGCGCUCUCGACUGAGCGCUCUGUCAUCUGCCCGGUCUGCUGCGCCGCCUCGCUUGGCCUUGCCCGCGGCGUCCUCUUUUGCCAGUGUGGCCUGCGGGUCAAUCUUGCCCGGCUGCCUGGCAUCGUGCUGACACUCGAUCAGAUCCACGACAUGAUCAGUGCUGUUGCUACCGAGCACGCUGCACAGUGUGCCGCACCGCCGGCCUUUGACCUCUCUCGCGGACCCGAUGGCGCCCAGUCGGUCAUCCUCUCAUGUCCGCGCUGCAGCCACUAUGCUGUUGUGAUUUGAGUCGCCCGCCCCAAUCCAUGGAGCAG